AUGGGACAGCUUACAGUGCUGAGGACUGUUCCUGCACUCUUCUUAUCCGACGACAGCAGCAGCAGUAGUGAAGAGAACAUUUGGGGAAAAGCCGAUGCUAAAGUGUGCAACCGAGAAGCUGAAGAUGACAGCCAUUUCUAUAUGGAGAUGGUCCAGGGUCAUGGUUGGAUACGACGAGCUUGUGCAAAAGGAACAAUGUUUGAUGCUAGUACCUGCCGUUGUUCUGCAUCCGAAGAUGGUUCAAGUGACAGCAGCUGUGAAGAUGAUGAUUCCGAAUCUGAAGAAUGGGACGGACAUUGUUUAUUAAAAGCAACAAGCAGCCAAAAUAAUUUCCUUCAAUUUGUCGAAGGUCAUGGUUGGAUGACCCGACAUUGUCCAAAGGGCACUGCCUUCAAUGCUGGUGACUGUGGUUGUACAGUAUCUGUCCGUUCCGAUGAGAGUAGCAGCAGCGAAGAAGAUUCCUGGCAGUACCAAUCUUAUGGCAAGAGUCAAAGCGAACGAUCCGGUUAUGAUGAUAGCAGCAGCAGCAGCAGCGAGGAAGACAGCAAUCAUUGGGGUCAGCAAACUUAUGGCAAAGGCCUUAGCGUACAUGAAGGCGAUGGCGACAGUAGCAGUGAAGAAGACGGAAGUUCUUGGAAUACCGCUAAUUAUCGCAAAGGAGCCAUUCCCUGCACACGAAAACCAACCCAUGAUAAAAGCACUUAUUUGCAGUUUAUUGAGGGUAAGGGUUGGACAAGUCAACCCUGUCCUGAAGGAACAGCAUAUAGUGCCGAUGAUUGCGCAUGCUCAGUUACGGUUGCUCAUGGAGACACUGAUGUUAGCAGCAGCAGUGAGGAAGAUAUCCAUUCUUGGGGACAACAGACUUACGGCAAGACCAGCAAUACACGGUCCGGUUAUGGUGACAGUAGCAGCAGUGAGGAAGAUGGCCAUCCUUGGAGUCACCAUGGAAAGGAUAUUAAAAUACCAGCAGGUUAUGGCGAGAGUAGCAGCGAACAAGACGGCAUUUUCUGGAAUACCGUUAAUUAUCGUAAAGGAGCCUUUCCUUGCACACGAAAACCAACCCAUGAUAAAAGCUCUUAUUUGCAAUUUAUAGAAGGUAAGGGUUGGACAAGUCAACCAUGCCCCGAAGGAACAGCGUACAGUGCUAACGAUUGCGCAUGCUCUGUUAAUGUUGCUCACGGAAAGAGUGACGAUAGCAGCAGCAGCAGCAGCAGCAGCGAGGAAGACAGUAAUUUGGGGUAUCAGCAAACUUAUGGCAAAGGCCACAGCGUACAUACGGCUAGCUAUGGUAAAGGAGCCGUUCCUUGUACACGAAAACCAACCCAUGAUAAAAGCUCUUAUUUGCAAUUUAUAGAAGGUAAGGGUUGGACAAGUCAACCAUGCCCCGAAGGAACAGCGUACAGUGCUAACGAUUGCGCAUGUUCUGUUAAUGUUGCUCACGGAGAGAGUGACGAUAGCAGCAGCAGCAGCAGCGAGGAAGACAGUAAUUUGGGGUAUCAGCAAACUUAUGGCAAAGGCCCGAGCAUACAUACGGCUAGCUAUGGUAAAGGAGCCGUUCCUUGUACACGAAGACCAACCCAUGAUAAAAGCUCUUAUUUACAGUUUAUCGAGGGUAAAGGCUGGAAUACUCUACCCUGCCCCGAAGGAACAGCUUACAACACCGAUGACUGCGCAUGCUCAGUUACUGUCACUCCCGAAGAUAGCGAAGAUUGUAGCAGCAGUGAAGAAGAGAGUCAGUCUUGGAGUAAGCAAAGUUAUGGCAAGAGCGGCAGCCCAAAAUCUGGCUUCGGAGACAGUAGCAUCAAAGUAGACGGAAGUUCUUGGAAUACCGCUAGUGAUACUAAAGGAGCUUCUCCCUGUACCCGAAAACCUACCGACGAUAAAAUAUCUUAUUUGCAGUUCAUAGAAGGUAAAGGCUGGAAGAGGCAACCCUGUCCCGACGGAACAGCUUACAGUGCUGACGAUUGUGCAUGCUCAGUUAGUGUUGCUCAUGGAAGCAGUGAUGACAGCAGCAGCAGUAGCAGUAGCGAGGAGGAUAGUCAUUCUUGGAGUCAGAAGAGUUUCGAAAAAGGCCCCAGAUUUUCAGCAGGUUAUGGCGACAGUAGCAGCGUAAAAGGUGACAGUUCUUGGAAUACCGCUGGCUAUAUUAAAGGAGCUGCUCCCUGUACGCGAAAACCUACCCACGAUAAAAUAUCUUAUUUGCAGUUCAUAGAAGGUAAAGGCUGGAAGAGGCAACCCUGUCCCGACGGAACAGCUUAUAGUGCUGACGAUUGUGCAUGCUCAGUUAGUGUUGCUCAUGGAAGUAGUGAUGACAGCAGCAGCAGUAGCGAGGAGGAUAGUCAUUCUUGGAGUCAGCAAAGUUUCGAAAAAGGCUCCAGAGUUUCAGCAGGUUAUGGCGACAGUAGCAGCGUAAAAGGUAGCAGUUCUUGGAAUACUGCUAGCUAUCAUAAACAAGCCGUUCCCUGCACCCGAAAAGCAACCCACGAUAAAAGCUCAUACGCGCAGUUUAUUGAGGGUUGGGGCUGGAUAACUCAACCCUGCCCCAAAGGAACAGCUUACAACGCCGAUGACUGCGCAUGCUCAGUUACCGUUGCUCAUGGAGAAAGUGACGAUAGUAGCAGCAGCAGCAGCGAAGAAGACCAGUAUUAUUGGAGUCAGCAAAGUUACGACAAGGACUCCAGCACAACUUCCUCUUUUGGUGAUAGCGGCAACGGAGCGUACCGUAAUUCUUGGAAGGCUGCUUCGUUUGGUAACAGGCACGUUUCGCAUUCUGACAGAGAUAGCAGUAACAAAAAAGAGGAUGGUAAUUCUUGGCACCAUACCACUUUCAACAAUGGUCGUGCUUCACGCUUUUCACAUGGGUCUGGUUCUUCGUAUAAUUGA
Molecule: messenger RNA, 2883 nt
Organism: Acanthosepion pharaonis
Lineage: Eukaryota; Metazoa; Mollusca; Cephalopoda; Sepiida; Sepiidae
Source: the annotation of a GenBank genome assembly